AUAUAUAUAUAUAUAUAUAUAUAUAUAUAUAUAUAUAUUAUCAUCUGUAGUGCUUUUAAAACAUUUUCAGCGCUUUGAUAGAUAGAUAGAUUUAUUUAUUUUGUUUUGUUUUUUUCAGUUCAGCUAAUGUUUUUAACAAUAUCACCAUUUGACCACGUUCUUGUUCCACGUCCAAAAAAGGGUCUGAAUAAAUAAAUAAAAAAUUGAUGAUCCAAGAGGAAGAUGAAGAAAAAUGAGAAGAAAAAGAAGGGGGGCGUGGCCGUUUUUUUUUUCCUGACAGUCGUAGUAGUAGGUAAGGUGUGAAUUUUAAGUGCUGUUGUUUUUUAUAUAUUUAGUAGUCAUGUUAGUUUUUUGUAAUUCAUGUGGAAGUAAAUAAUUGCAGUUUGACGUCUGGGUUACAAAUCAGUUGCGAUUGCCAUUUUACUCAUUAAGAAAGUAACGGUUACGUUAUUUCCUUGCUACCUACUAUCUAGCUAGCUUCAUCGCUAGCAGCGUGUUGCUAUCUUACAUGCAAAAUCCUUUGGGACCUUCCCUAAAUUAUCCUUUUAAUUUAUUAAUUAAAAUAAAUUCAGUUUGUUGCACAACAUAGUUCAAAUUGAUGGCAAAUAGUAAUUAGCCUAAAUUAUGACCAAGACUUGCAUAAUACCUAUACAUUGUCUGACUAAUCAGAUUCUCUGUCAUGAACUGCAAUUUCUGUCAUAUUGCCACAAAUAAUUUCAGCCUAAUGUAUCCCAAACUAAAUGUUUUCUCUUUAGAGAAAAGGGUUGUUUCAGCAUUAUACAAAUAAUAGUAUCAGUCACAACAGUUUUACAGCUAUCCAAAUUAUUUAAAUUCAGGGUAUCAAUUCAGCUAGGUAUAAUAUUUUAAAGAAUUAAAAAAGAUAAAAAAUGCAGUAAUGGCAAAAUCGGUUGACGUAAUACAGUUCAGGUUCAUUUGUUAUUGCCUAUUUUAGAUUAUAGCCACAAGUCAAGUCACCUUUAUUUAUAUAGUGCUUUUUACAAUACAGAUUGUUUCAAAUCAGCUUAAAAAACCCCCAUUCAUUUAGCUAUGGAGAAAACAGUGAUGUCAUCAUCCAGCUCACUUCAGUUCUCAUAUAAUGGUGUCAAUGCAGGCAGAUCAGUAAUAUUGUUGAAUAUUAAGUGUCCCCACUUCACAUGCAAAAGGACCAGUCCGUGCGGACUCUUACAGAGCCCUGGUUGUUUUGACUAAUCAUCUCAUCUGUUUGUUUUCAGGUUUUUCUACCCAUCCUUUAUCACUGAAAUAUUUUACAAAUCAAUCGGUUCUUUUAAGAGCCAGUUUCUUUUUCCUCCUCUCUCUUUCCCAUUUUGUAUUUAUUUGUGCUUUUACUUUAUACUUCAAUUAUUUCUAUUUAUUUAACAUCUACAAAUGGCAUCAGAGUCAUUAAAACAAUUUAAUGAAUGGCUGGAAGCAGCAAAAACCAUGGCUGAUGAGUUGGAAACCCAAAAAACUAAAAAGAAAAGGGGAAAAAAAGGGAACUGACGUCUCCAAUGUUUCCUGGAGGAAGAGAGACCAGCAUGGGAACAUCCUACCACAACGUGUUCGGAAGAAUCGUUCUGUUAAACCUGCCGGCACUAGGGAGCUCUCAGAGGUUGAGGAGGUGGAAAUGAAUGACAUUCCGCAAGAGGUUCCAAGUCUUGAUCAACAUCUUCAGAGGCUAAAAAACCUGCUAACUUCUGUCACUGUCUCUGCAUCAGUGGAAGUAGAAGAGACACCCACCAUGUCUGCAUGGACCAAAAGACAGUGUGUAUGCUUGCAAAUCUGUUCCUGUGGUCCAAACCAAGACUUCAAAAUUAUCCCAGGAAAGCAGACUGUAUUGGUGACUAUCAACGGUCCAUACAACCUGUGUCUGCCGUGUAUAAGCUGUCCACUUUGUUCUUCCAAAUGGACUUCUGGGAUUAGUGACUUACUUGAAUACAGAUACUGGCCAGCAACCAGCAGCUGCCAAAUGCUGUUCAAGUUUGAUCUGUUCACAUCAUUUGAACAGAUGAAAUUAGCCAGCCCAGCUUUAUCCCAACAAGCAUUUAUAAGGAUGCUUGAACAUCGAUCUCUUUGCACUGGUCAGACGGGUAGUAUUUGUGGUGAUACCUUCCACAGAGUCUUUCGGGAGUUUGCCUUCUGCAACUUUAAGAAAGAUCUGUGCCUGUUGGAGCCCUUUAAAUGCCCAGCAUGCACACCAGACAUGCUGGCUAUAUCUGCAGACGGUAAUAGGAAACAUUACUGGUUCAAGAAUUCAAAAGGUCCUCUUAUUUAACAGGACAGACGAACCAUCUCUUUUUGAUGGACUGUUCAUCGCACAAGAUGCCAAAGUAUCUGCCUUUGACCAAAUAAGAAGCCAGAUGUUAAGUAGGACAGGUCAUGAUGUCUGCGGACCGGCAACAUUCACAGCAGGCAGAGAAAUAUCCC
This is a messenger RNA of Xyrauchen texanus (razorback sucker), 2424 nucleotides long. RefSeq lists its product as uncharacterized. The transcript has 9 exons. The record is from RefSeq and is a predicted model, not a curated record. The coding region runs from base 1415 to 2272 and encodes 285 amino acids. NCBI's taxonomy places the organism in Eukaryota, Metazoa, Chordata, Actinopteri, Cypriniformes, Catostomidae.